AACGACGGACAAAGACUUUGAAAUCGUACAUAGAAGCGGCGGUAUUAGCCGAAACGGGUCUGCUGAUACAACCAAAGGAUAUCUACGAAGAAAGGAAAAAGCGGUGCAGAUCUAGGGUAAUUAUUGGACAGCUGGAGGUAUACGAAGGCUACAAUAGUGGACAAAACGUGUCGGCGCCGCAAGAACCGACACCUGGAAUAUCUGGCAACAACGAGAAGUUACCUUCGCAAUUGAGUGAGAAUAAUCACCGUGAAGAAAACUUGUGGUUGACGACAGAGGGAGUAAAUCAACAGUUAAGGCAUUCUGAUACGAGAGCCGCAGUGGCGGGUGAACUGGCUUGCCUCGCGGGUUACAUGGCGGGGUACCUGAAGGCUACCGGCGCCACUUGCGCUCCGACCAGUAGUCCUCAGUACCAUCCCCACGGUCAUCCAGCAAUGGGAGUCGGUACCCAUCCCCAUCCGCAUUCUCACCCGCAUCCAGGAGCCCCUCACCCAGGUCUACCAUCGCCGUUCGCACUCGCCACUCACGGUCAUCCACAUCCUCAUCCCUUGGAGCAUGGACUAGCUGCCUUCCCACAAGGAAUGAAUCAACGUAAACAACGCCGAGAAAGGACAACCUUUACCAGAGCGCAAUUGGACGUGUUAGAGGGACUUUUUACUAAAACACGAUACCCGGACAUCUUUAUGCGCGAAGAGGUUGCGCUGAAAAUUAACUUGCCUGAAUCACGAGUGCAGGUGUGGUUCAAGAAUCGUCGUGCGAAAUGCAGACAGCAAUUGCAACAGCAACAGCAGACUUCGCCUUCAAAAGGAUCGCCGAGAUCGAAUCAAAACCAAAACAAUAGUAGCAAUAGCAACAAGAUGCCGACGAGCUCGUCAGCGUCAACUAGUAGACGCUCAUCGCCGGUUUCUCCACCGCGUGGCAAAGAGGCACCCGGGCCGAAUUCGCCUCUCUUAUCGACUACGUCGACGUACCCGCGUCUAGGUGUAACGCCGACCGGCGGAAGCGGAGCAAACAGCGCUCUAACUACACCUUCUCCGCCGUUGACUCCGGGUGCGAGUCAAUUGCCGCCAUCGUCAUAUCCACCACCGAUGAAUCAACUUCAUCACAGCGAAUACGGUUUCGCUUGGAGUUCAUCGUCACCCGGCUCGGUGAACCCGAGCCAAUGUUACGCUGGGCAGACCUACAAUGCCUAUCAGAAUCCGUACACCAGCGGCGAUUACUAUCAAACUCAGAUCUCUCACAUGCAUCACAGCCCGCAAGGAAAUUACCAUCCGCAGUAUCACCACAACAUGACAUUGACGUCCUCUAUGUCACACUUGACCAGUCAUCAUUUGAAUCCAACAGGCAGCAACGACAUGGCCACUUCGUCAGAGUCCGAUGGUUAUGUACUAUCUGACCAGAAAUAUCAGGCGAUGGUAUAGCGGCCUGGUAGAAAUUCUGGAAUCUUUCACCGUACUCAGGAAACUACAGCUACUGAAUCCUUUGCCACUUAUAACUAGAUCGCGAAUCUUUAUGCAGAUAUCGUGACAUGUCAAAUACGCAAGGUAUAUACAUAUACAUAUAUAUAUAUAUAUACAUGAGACAAUUCAUUUGUUGUUAUUUAAUGACAAAGCAAAUUUCUGUCCAGGUUUCAAAAUAAUAUGCAUUUUUUAUCAAAGUAUAGAUUUUCAUAGAGAUCCGCGGUCUACUAGCGAUUGCUUCCGAAAUAUAAUGAUAAAUCGCGUCAAAGCGGUGACAUCUAUUUCGGUAAUGAUUGACAGAGGCGCGGAUCCUGUUAUGGUUCAUUUUCCUGUCCCACAAGAGAAGAUUCGAAUAAGGAUAAAUUAUAUUUUGUAAGACAUUAAUUAACGAAGAUAGAGAUAAUUACAAUCAGUGUUUUUCAAUUUCCUUACCUAUGCAACAACUGGUUUAUAUAAUUUAUCCUUCGUACGACUGGCUUUUACGAUUAUCAUUGCGGGAGUGAUGUAGAGAAGGAGUAGAAUAAAACAAAGAAACUCCUGAUAUCUUCGUCCUUUUUUUAUGAUCUUUCGGUAUUCUCUCGAACCUUCUCGAAGCUGGUGCUCCUUUUCAAGAAAUGUUGAGGAUGGUACCGAUUAUAAUGCGAAAUAAAAUCCUCGGGAACAAUUUAAAUUAAUAUCGUAAUAGUCUAAUUGUAUGUUUGAUCAUAAUUAAACGUCCACGGUAAUUGAUUCUUACUUUCGACAUUGAAUUUUACCGCGUGUUAGGAGACAAAAAAGUGUCUAAAUGAAUUAUUUCUGACUUAAACUUUCAAUAGUUGAUAUAAAUAUGGAUGGACAUUGAUGUGUAGCAUCAUGAUUUCCGUAGUAUAUAUUCAUUGAAGUUUUAACUUGGGAACGACUCGAGUAAGAGUAGUCAGAAUAGAUAAAUAAUGAUAAACAUCUAAGUGGUCUAGAGGGUGUUUAAUUAUCAUCUGAAUUUUUCUCGUUGCUUGUAUCGUGAUUAACCGACUACCAGAUGAUCGAGAACACAAACACAGAACUCUCUUGCAGCUAUUUACAAUCGGAAAUGGAAAAGAAUAUCUGAUCUGGACCCGUUCAACUCGAUUCCAUUCGACGCGUGUUCUUAUUUUGAUCGUUCGAAGCCGAAACGAAAUUCAAACGUUUUUACAAUUGACGCGAGAGUGAAAUUUCCCUUCUUCCAUUCUGAUUGCUUUCUUGGAUGUGUUUUCGAUUAAUUUAAUUUCUUGUUUCGCGAUUAUUUCAUCGCCUCUGAGAAUAUAUCGAUGCUCGAGUUAUCCCCAAGAUUAUAAAUAUAUAAGAAUCGACAACGAUGUUUCGCGAUCGAUCGUAAAACGGCUAUCGUAGUAGGAACAUUUGGUUCCUCAUUCCAUUCAAUUUCUAAUGCAGUAACAGUCGGGAGAAACGAAAUAGUGCAAUUGCGAUAGCUGGGAGAAGAUCGUGCGUGAUCGUUGAUCUCUGGAUUCAUAAGCUUAUAUACGCUUAUUGUAAUUAUUCUAUUCCUUUCUUUUUUUUAUCUUUUUUCUUAUUGUAACUUUUUAUUAGUAUUAGAGAGUGUACCGAAGCCGAAAAGGUUCGAGAGUGUUAGAUAGUGGCAUACCUAUCCAACUUCGUCUGUUCCAUUUCGUGACAAGGGAAACUGGUAUUAAAUUAUAGAUCGUUUCUUGCAGUUACGACUCGAUCUGCGAGUUAUUAUUGUAUAUUCCGCGUAUACAGCCCUAAUGUAUAUUAUCGUGAGUUGAAACGUAAAGUUAACUGAAAUAAAAAAAAAAGAAAAAAAAAAUGAGAUAUCAGUAAAUUUAAGAAUAGAAAAUGACAGUAAGCUGUAAUUGAUCAUUGUGCGUAUAGUGUUAAGUUACUUUGUAACGAUACGACGCCAGCUGUACAUAAUUAUUAGACUUAUAAGGUACAUGAUUAUUCUAUCAUGUAAGAAGAGAAUCUUACUACGUCAAAAAAUAAAUCGUCACAUAUUAUUAAUAA
This is a messenger RNA of Bombus pascuorum, 3458 nucleotides long. Its product is annotated as homeobox protein OTX2-like. Gene Ontology annotation, cellular component: nucleus. Gene Ontology annotation, molecular function: RNA polymerase II cis-regulatory region sequence-specific DNA binding; DNA-binding transcription factor activity, RNA polymerase II-specific. The transcript is spliced from 4 exons. The record is from RefSeq and is a predicted model, not a curated record. Bases 354 to 1421 code for a protein of 355 amino acids. Lineage: Eukaryota; Metazoa; Arthropoda; Insecta; Hymenoptera; Apidae. Gene Ontology annotation, biological process: regulation of transcription by RNA polymerase II.